Messenger RNA from Chelmon rostratus (copperband butterflyfish), 1659 nucleotides. Its product is annotated as arylamine N-acetyltransferase 2-like. Gene Ontology annotation, molecular function: acetyltransferase activity. The transcript has a single exon. The record is from RefSeq and is a predicted model, not a curated record. Lineage: Eukaryota; Metazoa; Chordata; Actinopteri; Chaetodontiformes; Chaetodontidae. The coding region runs from base 117 to 980 and encodes 287 amino acids.
CCGAAACGCCCUAAUGGUCUGAGCUGGACUGUGAACCUUAAGUCACGUGGGGCGUUAAUUCACCUGUAGGUUGAGGCUAAAAGUCAAAGUGGUGAGAUUUCAAAGAAACUGCGAAUAUGACUUCCGUUGUGAUGGACUUGGAGAAAUACUUGUUGCGCAUUGGGUUUGCGGGCCCAGCUGAGCCCAGCCUGGACGUGCUGCGGGCGGUUCACAUCUGUCACCUGCACUCGGUGCCGUUUGAAAACCUCACGGUCCACAGCGGCGGGCGGGUCCAGCUUGACCUUUCUCUUAUCUACGACAAGAUCGUGAACCAGCGCCGAGGCGGUUUCUGCUAUGAGAUCAACGGCCUCUUCUCGUGGCUGCUCGAGAAACUGGGCUUCCAGGUAACCCUGCUGUCGUGCCAGGUGAAGACUGCGUUCACGGGCGCGUACGGGCCACCUUUUGACCACGUGACCCUCAUGGUGAGCCUCGAUGGGCAGCGAUGGCUGUGCGACGUCGGGAUCGGUUCUAUGGGCUUCAGCUCCCCCCUUUCACUGGAGACCAGUGCACCCCAGGAGCAGGGCCACCGGGUGUACCGCAUCAGAGAGGACCCGGGGAUGCUGUUCAUAGACUGGCAGCGGGAGGAGAACAAAGGGCCGGAUGGAGACUGGGUAGACAUGUGCAAGUUCACCCUUGAACCUCGGCGUUUGGAGGACUUCGCUGAGAUGUGCCAGUACCAUCAGAGCUCUCCGUGCUCCAUCUUAUUCUGCAAGUCCUUCUGCUCGAUUUUAAAACCGGGAGGAAGGCUCACCUACGUUGGCCGCAGACUGACCAGCACCACAUUUCCAGCGGAGGGAACAGGGGGCACGCUGCAAACCACAACCCGGGAGCUCCAAGAUGAGGAGAUCCAGGGUAUUCUAGCAGAGCAAUUUGGAAUUAUAUUAAAUUCUCCUCUCGUGCCAAAGGAUGAGGCAAUCGCACCGACACCUGUCGUGUACUGAUCAUGCUUCCACGUGGGAUUUCUGAACAGCUCCAUCAGCAAAAUGAUGCGAGUCUUCUUCAGACUUCAGUCUUUAAUUCAUUCAUAUAAGAAAACAAGAUUUUAAAGUAAUUUUUGACUCAGAUUUGAACGGUGACCUUUUGUAUGGUGUCACUGACACUUCAAAAGGUCUGAUACUAUUUUGGGACAUUGGUUUGAUAUUGACUCAAAUAGCUGGAUCUGGGAUUGGUGACAAUGAGGCCGAUCUAUUCAAUUCUAGGUUUAAGUAUCUAUUACUAAACAUGUAAAAACAAUAAAUUCCUGUUUUUGUUUAAUGUUCUGUUUUGACCAAGUUCCUUGCUGAUCUUACUAUGUGAAUUGUGAUCUAUCAGGUGUGUUUGCAGUUUGUGAUUUAAUUUUAAGAUUUUGUUCUAUUUGAUGCUGCUGUAUUGUUUUCUAGUAGAAAUCUAAUUCCUGAUCAAUCAAAAGGUUUACACUUGAACUUUAUUUCCUGCUGAUUCUCUUCCACACAGUGAGGCAAAAGGCUUAUUAGUUAAACACUAGUACUGGAUCAUUUCUCCAUAUCCAUACAUCAGGUAACAGAUCAGAACAGUAAAAAACUGGAUCAGUGCAUUCCUAUCACAUAUAAAGUAAUCUGCUUGUCGAAAGAACACAAAGAAAAAUAUAAAUUGUCAGUUUGA